This is a messenger RNA of Kwoniella shivajii, 465 nucleotides long. RefSeq lists its product as uncharacterized. The transcript has a single exon. The record is from RefSeq and is a predicted model, not a curated record. NCBI's taxonomy places the organism in Eukaryota, Fungi, Basidiomycota, Tremellomycetes, Tremellales, Cryptococcaceae. The coding region runs from base 1 to 465 and encodes 154 amino acids.
AUGGCAGAUAAUCACACCAACCCUGAUCUCCUUCGCUCGGAGGAAGAUAUUCGAUCCCAUGAUGGUCACGAAACCGGUAAUGAAGAAACAGACCAUACACGUACCGAAGCUCAGUCGGAUGCGGGUCACAGCAGCGGUGUCGUUUUCUCAGUCACCUCUGCCGUCAGUACUGCAGGAGCAGCAGUAAGAAGUGGUUUAAAUCAUAUGACAGGUGGAGGGGUGGACCGUCUCCACCAUACUCUUGAUCCGACUGAUCCAAUGCGGAGAAAGAUUGUCGCUGGAACUGGUCAUGCUGUGACCCUCAUAGCUGUCGGAGGAGUUGCUGCAUCUACAGCUGUAGCGGCAUUGGGAUCCUCCUUCGUCUCUGAUGGAUCUUUUUCGCCUUCGAACCUGUCUCAAGAUCAGAGGGGAAUCACUUCCAGUGAUAUUGGCACCUUCAGUCGACCUUUUCUUGACGGCAACUAG